Molecule: messenger RNA, 4349 nt
Organism: Myripristis murdjan (pinecone soldierfish)
Lineage: Eukaryota; Metazoa; Chordata; Actinopteri; Holocentriformes; Holocentridae
Exons: 12
Coding region: 296-2875 (859 amino acids)
Source: RefSeq, a predicted model, not a curated record
GCUUUUCAAAGUGCGGGCGGAGAAGAUGAGCUCACCUGGCCUCUCAGUCUGUUUCACCUCAUCCAUGUUGACUUGACGGUGAAUUUCAGGGACUUGACGGACAUCAUCUUCUCUCCACUGCCUACGUGACCGUGAAGACAGGCGAACCUUUUUUUUUUCUUUUAAACAAUAACAUGUUAGUUUACGGAAGUCAAGGCGGUUACGUCCAACUCGGCUGUGAAACUACAACAACGUGAUUGCGACCAAGUGUUACGCUUCAUUUGUGCCAACAAGGUUGUGAUUCUACUUUUGCAACAUGCAGCCAGGUGGGGUAAAUAAAGGAGUGGCUGGCAUGAGUGAGCUGUUCCACUCUCUGAAGGUGUAUCUGAACAACAAGAACAGACUGCAGCCCAUCAUUGGUCUGGGCAGUGUCACAGAGUGUGUGAAGGCAGGCAGACACAACAAAGAAGCAUUGUACCUGUGUGAGGUGUGUGUGUGUCGCCUCAGUAAGUCUGACAUACGGAACCACAUCAUGGGAAGUCUUCACCGAUACAACUACAUUAAAGCCUGGCACCCGCACUUUGUAGCAGAAUGGAAGGACAAUCCUGACCUGUCCAAGCUGGCCUGGCCACUGAUGGAGAUGUCUAAGCUACUGGAGAAAAGAGAGGGACCUGGAGAUGUACAGGUACUGGAGUUUGAAGAAGCUGUGUACCAGAAGAUGACAUCACUCAGUGAGGCUGAGGCUGUAACUCUGUUAACUUCCUGCAGACGUAGGCAGGGGCAGAGUAAAACUGUGAGCCAAUCAGAGACCACUUCUGACCAGCCAGAGAGCGGCAUCGUCCCAUCACAGAGGGUUGUGUUGCUUCCCCAGAGGCACCAGGGACAAUCAAAGGAAAAAGCGGACCAAGUUGUCAAGUUGAAAAGCCCAGUACAGCAAAAUGAGAACAGUUUGGAGUCAGCUGAACUCUCUGUACAGCGGGAGAAUGAAGACAGUUUUCUUGAUGGCUACACAGGGACCAAGACUCUUAUAGGUCUCAAGCAUGUGGUUGAGUGUAGAAGUGAAGAAGACGGCCACCCGUACUGUUUCUUAUGCCACUGCUGCCGAAUCAAAUGUAUCAAAGAUGACCUCAUUGAUCACCUGACCAGUUCCUCCCAUGUCUUCAACUACUUGAUGGAAGUUCAUCCUGAGCAGGUGGAGGUAAAGAAGAUGGGGAUUCAUGGCAAUGGUCAGCUUCUCCAAUCAAUGGCCAAGAAGGUGGAGCAAGAGGAAGGCAGAGGACAAUUUAAGGUGAUGAGGGUACCAGCCUCCCUCGGUAUCCUCCUGACCGGCAACAGUUAUCACUGGUGUAUGACGAGGCUUUUUAAUGGUAUCCAUAAUGCUAAUGACUCAACAAGUACUAAUAUCCAGAAGAAGAAAAUGGUAAAAGGGCCAAGUGUUGGCACCAUCAAAGCCUCAAAUCAAGGCGUGCCACACAAACGCACUGCAGUACAGUCAAAACAGGCAAAUGACUCCAAGAAGAAGAAGAAGAUGAAGAUGAAGAAGAAAGUGGACAAUGUGACUAAUACUGUGUUCAAGGUAAGCCUGCCUCUGACCACAGGUUCAACGCUGCUGGAGAGGACAUCUUUCAGCCUGGACAAGCUCCCUGUAUCACCUAUAGCCAGCCCAGCUCUUAGCCCUUCACCAGAGCCCCAGACAGAGGACUCUGACUUGAGGCAACUUGUGGUUAACCAGGAUGAGGAUACAACCUUGCAGCCUCAGUUUGACUUUUGUACUGGAGACAUGGAAAAACAUACCAAUGGUCAGUACCCUGGACAAGAAGGAAACUUCAGAGUCACCCUGUAUCAAAAGGUGUGUGGUUAUGUCAGUGAGAGUCAGUGUUUUAACCAGCCUGAAAACAUAACUGGAACAAACCCAUAUGUACAAAGCAACCAACAGCCGGCAUAUGAGACAGGACAUCUACCAGCCCAUACCUCUUUUAAUCAGCAUCAUAUUCAAAGAGGAUUAAUUAAGACCUUUGAUGAGGACUGGAAAAAUGAAGGUCAGUACAAUGAAGGCGAAGAGCUAACAGCCAAUGUGUACCACACUCAGGAUCAGUCAACUUACAGCUCCUACCACAGGAGAGAGGAGGGUUACACUCAAGAGCAGUGGUACGGUUCUGAUUUACAAAAUAAAGUUGCCUUGAAAGUGGAAGUGCCAAGAGAGGGACAGAGGGAAAUUGGCUCAGGCACUAAUCAUCGACAGUAUUACCAGCCCCAGCAACAAUACUUGGCACAAGAUUAUACACAUUUUCCUACAGACAGUUUAGGGCAUUGUGCCCCCACUGGUGAAAUGGCUUCUCAUUUAGAUGUUGAUAGGAGCAACAUGGGUCCAAACUUAAAUACUUCCAGUGCUUACAGCGGUGCCAUCACAGCAGAGCCCAGGCCACAAUUCCUUGAAAUGGAACAAAGAGGACCGCAGACUUUGGAAUAUAGUCAAUCCUCUUCUGGGUAUGUCCAAACAGCUCCAAAUACAAACAUGAUGCAGCCUAUGGUCUUGCCACCCUACCAAGGAGGCCAUAGAGUGACCCCUGACCCCUACUACAAUAAUGGACCUUGGACCAACCCAGACCCGGACCUUCCUCAGCCAAACAUGCAUGCUGCUGGACGCAGAUCCCAGCCCAAUGUGUUCAUCCCGCCUGAGCAAAGCCAGGGUUAUGAAAGGCACUCUGAUCUUUAUUUGAGAGGGGUUGGUAACAGUUCCUCAGAUAUGUUGGUGACAGAGAUAAGAUGGGUACCCUCUCCAUACAUCAAUACUUAUCCUGGUCCCAGUCCAGCUGCAGCUCCUCAGUGGAGCCACACUUCUGUUCAAAACCCUGUUGGGUCCAGUUACACUCAGAUGAUCCAACAUUUUUUCUAAAGUUACUGUUAUAGACUUUUUGUUCCUCUACAAAGACUUGAGCACAUCUGAUUUCCUCUCUGAAUGGGAAUCUGUCCUAAUAAUGGAGUGGUAUUUUGGCGUUUACGAUACACCCUUCAUAGCUUGUUGGGGUUAUACAACCUGAGAAGUAUUCAGCUUUGCCCUCCUUGACUCAUUUAUAUUACAUCACCUUUCAACUUCAGCAGUGUUAUUUCAUAUAAAGCAGUGUUCCUUUCAUAUGAUGUUGAGGCUGUGUAGCUUUUUUUCCAACUUAAACGUAGAGGCAGGUCAGAUUUCUUGCUUAUUUAUUAAACUGAAACAAGUCAAGUAGGCUUGUAGCCUUUAUUAUUAAAAGCUUAUAGCGUAAAUUGACAUAUCCUAAUUUUGAGCCACAGGUGCGUAAUGAAAUGGAUAAUGAUAAACAAAAAUCCCCAAUUUUUCUCAGCUUGAGUUAUUCAUACACAUAGCCUACUUUUAUAUGAUGGAUGAGCUUUCUGAUGUUAUAAGUGCUAAGAAAUGCUCAGUUGAUCCAUUUGCAUAUCCAUGGGUACUUCACUCUUUUAUGCUUCAAGGCUUCGAGGUGCACACCAGUUAUUUGAUUUCUUAAAAUCUUUUUAGUUCAGAGUUAGCAGCAGUGUAGCCCAAGUCAAAAUAAGAAUUAAUCUACCUCUUGUUAUAUGUGAAGAAUAUACACAGAUGACGCAAGCCAUACAAUUAGAAUUGAUGACAAUGAAACCAUUUAAAAUGGAAAAGCACUACCUUUUAUUUCUACAUUACUUGAUGUCAUUUGUAUCUCAAAAAAAAAAAAAAAAAAAAAUCUCUCUCUAUAUAUAUCUUGGUCUUGGCCAUUCAUGUGCAGAUUAUGUUCAUUUGCUCCUGUGUUUCUCUUAACAAUCUGCCAAGUUUUAGGCAGUUUUGGCUAAGAAAGCUGUGGACCUAUAAUGGAGAAAUGAUUCCAUAUAUUUUCCAAUAGUAAUGAGGCUGUGGUUUUAGUUGAGGCUAAAUCUGUUAAAACUGACAACAUUUCCCAUUCUUUAUGGACCAUUGUGGCUACGUCUCUAGUUAAAAUAGCCAAGCUGCCUGUGAUUUGUGGGUGAAUGACACCAUAUACUUUAAUUAAUUAAACCUGUCAUGGACCAGGUCAAAAUUAUUUUACCAGGUCAUAUUCCAGUAUUAUGUGCCUACUUGUCAAAACUGUGUUAUGCCACUCUGUCAUAAGAUAAAACUGACUGGAAGUAGCAUGCCUUUCUUUAUUCAAACCAUUUCUUUGAUGCAGAUACAAUAUAUUGUAUUUCUUGUUACAAUUACUAUGGUAUGAAAUAAUCUACGGUUAACAUGAUACAUAUUUCUUUCUUUUUGGUUGCUUUGGACCUUGAAUAUCUUAGGCAGUCUAAAGCUUUCUGUUGAUAACUGUUGGCUCCCAUUGUUAUGGCUCCACAGCAGUCACUUAGACUUGAAACAAUUUUUGUACAGA